Messenger RNA from Chara braunii, 3529 nucleotides. The record is from the annotation of a GenBank genome assembly. Lineage: Eukaryota; Viridiplantae; Streptophyta; Charophyceae; Charales; Characeae.
GUCCGGGCCUGGUCUCGUCGCACGGCGACGAUUCCACCACCACCUGUCCUGUGGUGGGAGUACAAAUUGGCGGGCGAGGAAACGCUGAGGGGACGAUGUGGUCCUGCGGCGGCGAAGAGGAGGUCAGGAGAGAGAAGCAGACAGGCGCCUGGGGCUGGGUGCACGUGUCGAGACCUGAACGUUAGAUAGACCCACGUGGCACUGCUGCCAGCGUGGCAUUAACUUUCUUUGAUGAAUCGUGCCACAUUACUCGGUCUUGUUCGCAAGGGGCUGGUUAUCCUGCGCCCGACUUCGGGGCAGCGACCGGCCUCUCUGCUUCCGACCGUCUACUUCUGGUCGGCGACCGGUAAGGGGUCGAACAGUGCGACAGGAGUGCGUGACGCGAGCACAGAGACGUCGCACAGUUUCCCUGCAGCACCGGCGGCAGCGGCGCCGCCGCCGCCCAGCGGCGGCGGCGGCAGGGGCAGGGGAAGCAGGGUCUCCCGCUCCACGUCACCAAUUCCACUUGGCGGAGCGUCAGAAGCUUGUGCCAUCACCAGCUCCUCAUCAAGACCGUCGGGGCCAUACGUCUCCAAUCCGACUCAGCAGGCAUGGCCUGUGGUAAGGACGCUGCCAACCCGUAGCGCGCCUCCCAACGCGACGUCCUCGCCCAUCCCGAUCUCAACAACACGGAGGACCUCGGCCAGGUCGUACGGAAAUGGCCAGGCGGGAGCCGUGCUGGAGGAGGAGGAGGAGGAGGAGGAGGAGGAGGAGGAGGAGUGGGGGGGUGGCUGGCGGGCUGGAGGCGCACCCGGACGAGGCGGCCUCCCUGAGGUAGAUCUUGAACAUGCCAUCAGGAGGGAGAUCGAGCGAGAAAGGCGCGAGUACACUGCUCCUUUUCUGAGGAGGACGGGACCGCCGGCGCCUUUCGAGCUGGAAGAUGAGCCGGGAUCGGGACAGGUGGCGUUACGACGGGUGUAUGGGUUGUACGGACAAGAGCUCGUACGGGUGUGCUGCUCGCUUCGCGGGCCCGAUGGCGUGAAGCUGGAGUUUUCGCUGCCAUCUGGUUGGCGGGAAGGGGAAGGGAGGGGGUCAAUCUUUGGUGAACCGGGGGAGGGCGAGGGUGGGGGGGGUGGAUGGGAAGGAGGGACGGCGGCGGGUGACAGGCGGCGGCGGGUGGCCGUGAGUCCCACGCUGUUCACUGUCACGGUUGUAAACAAGUGGGAUCGGUACGCGUCGGUCUUGGAGUUCCACUGCUCGACACGUGGCAGUCGGGUGACCAUCGAUCAAGUCUUAACUGGACAACGCGGGGAACACCGUACGGCAGCCGCGGCGGCGGGGACAUCAGCGGAUGCAAAUGUCGACGAGGAAGAGGAAGAGGAAGAGCAAGAGGAAGAGGAAAGGGAGGGUGCUUGGAGGACGGAGCCCCCGAUGGCUAUCCCCUGCGCUCGAUCAUCCUAUCCCGGUCCCGACUUCGCGGCUCUGGACGGUCGUCUGCAAGCGGGCUUUUACAAGUACCUGGCCGAUCGCGGUGUGAAUGGUGACACGUGUUCCUAUCUUGUCGCUAUUUUGAAAGACAAGGAGCGGCGCGAGUACGUCAGAUGGCUGGAACACAUUGAGAGGUUUCUUCUCAUCGAGCAGGAUGACGUGGCAACCUCUCGAGGCCUUCCCAAUUAUUAUGAUGAUGAUCAUCAUGACGAUGAUGGCAGGCCGCGACCUUUCCAGUCGGCCAGGAUGACGUCAACCUCAGAAGCAUUCCAAGUGGAUUAAGAAGAUUUAUAGCGAGCAAAAAAAAAAAAAAAAAAAAAAAAAAAACCUCUAUAGUGAGCGUAAUUCGAAUAGGGCAUUGCAGCAUUCGGUUCUGGUCGGGAUAUCGCAGAUUUGUUCUUUUUGCUUUUCUUCUUUGGGCUUUGACAAGCUCUUAUGUAUUGAUUGUUUUGGGAGUUGUUGCGCCUGCUUUCUUAUGUAUUGGUUGUUUUGCCAGGUGCACCUGCUGCGGGUGCGGGUCGCUCAAUUCGAUGGGUCUUGUCGCGCAUGGCAUGGUUCCAAUUAAACCCGCCGGUGCAGCAGCUCAAGGGUGAAGGGUCUCUUCAGACCAAGUGGCUGGUCAAGCUCAUCAAGUACCUGCAGCUACCCUGGGUGCCACUGGUUUUGAAGCAGAUCCGGAGCAUGGUGAAUUACAGCCGUACGAUGGAGGCGAGUGCGUAUUGGAGUUUUGAGAUGGUCGUUGUUGAGAGACGUACACGUGGCCGCGUUUUGAGGUGUUCCACGUGAAGAACCAUUGUAUGCAUGCCAUGGAAGACACUCUGGAUCUUGAUUUCGAUUUGAUUAGCAGUAGAGGCGUUCCUUCCGGAACGAUUAGCAACAUUGAUGGAAGGGCGGGCAUACUCACACUAGGACUUUUUCUACUGAGCUCUGGUGGACGUGAUUGCAGUCAGAUGCAUCCUGGUCCGGUCGUAAUUGCAGUCAGGUGCAUGGCACGUUUGUUUGAGCCGAUCGUCUCUUAUGCGGUCGUGGUGAGGCCUCCUUUUCUUUACCUCUGUCGUUGCCUUUUGGCUGCGUGCGUGCAAGUGGGGGGUCCUUGUGACACACGGGGAUGGAUGGGGGCAGCCAGCGCUCAACCUUUCAUCCACGUGGCUGGCCUUGUACGUAUAAGAGGUGAUGAACAGGUGGGGCUUUCCCUUUCCUUCCUUCUUUUCCUUCCCUUGUUUUGCUUUUUUCCGCCUUUGCGCUCCGAUUCACAGAGUGACAAUAUAUAUAUAUAUAUAUUGUGACGAUAUAUUGUGACGAUAUAUAUUAACGUAUGACUUGAACGAGGGACAUGGCCAUGUGGCGAGGUGGAUUCGAUGCGUGGCUGUGUGUUUUAAGAAGAUUGAGGGAAAGUUUGUGGGAUCGUUUUUGUUGUGAUCUAGCUCAGCGGGCAGCAGCUGCACUGGCUGCAUCACUGUUAAACCAUCAGUACUUGGCCCAGCUAUUGGCCGCGGGAAAAAAUAGAGUAGAAACGUUUCUAGUCGGAUGAAUUUGGACGCUCCUGUAGUAGCCCGUACGUUUCCUAAAAUCGUGGCGCAUUAAGGGGCACCACUCUAGGAAGUACUUGUCGUUUAAAACGUCGUCGUCCCCGUGGGAAUCAAUGAGACCUGCUCGUUGAAUGUUUGGCCGGUAGGGAACCAAUUAGUAAAUUGUAGUGAUCACGUGGUUGCAUGCCACGUGGCGGCACGAGGGGAAGUAGUUCUCAUUGGCAUUGUGCAGGAUUUGAUUUGUUGUUGAUGCAGAUCGACCUAAAUGGACAUGUAGAUGGCCUCGUUUUUUUGGUUGGGGAAGAGAGAGAGAGAGAGAGAGAGAGAGAGAGAGAGAGAGAGAGAGAGAGAGAGAGAGAGAGGAAUACAAUUUUUGGAUUCCUUUUUAAGAUUGAGAACAUCCUCAAUUUGACUAUGAAAACCUUUAAAUAACUCGCCCAUUUCAUUAUUCACUUGUCUGCUGUUCCAUUCUUUCAAAGGACAUUGGGAGCCGAGAGAGAGAGACACACAGGUCGAGCGAGCGAGCGAGCGAG